Molecule: messenger RNA, 1340 nt
Organism: Pogonomyrmex barbatus (red harvester ant)
Lineage: Eukaryota; Metazoa; Arthropoda; Insecta; Hymenoptera; Formicidae
Product: tubulin epsilon and delta complex protein 1
Source: RefSeq, a predicted model, not a curated record
GCAAGCUUGCCCGACUCUCAUUCCUCUGUCCUGCUUUAUCGAGCUUUAUGGAGCAGAAGAUAGAUAGAUGCUUCUACGGAGCAGGACAGCAAGCCCGACUGGCCGAUGAUCACGUGCGCAACUUUUCGCGCGGGACUGGCAUCAUGUCCGAUGUGAAGGACGCGUUACCGGCGUUGUGCAAAUACAUCAAUUCCUUAAUACACGUAGAUUUGAUACCCGAGCACCUGAGACUGGCCAAAUACAACGUCCCGGACAAAAGCGCUGCCGAGACGCUGUGGAACACGCUGCGCAUUCUGAGCUAUCACGCUGCGAAGGAAAAACGGAGCGACAUAGAUUUCCGUGAUUACGACGCGCUGUCAGCGGUGAGAUUACAUCUCGCAUUUCUACAAUACCCGGUGAUCGAGUUUUACAGUUUGUCAAAACAAAACGGCGAACAUAACAGAGAUGCGUUGAUAGCUUUAGCUUGGCUUUUGGGAACGCAAGAUGUUUUGACUGCUAUUCUUCGAGCAAAACUGACCGAUAGCGUCUUGGGUGCCGAAUGCUCAUCUGCAAAUCCUCCGGAACCUCCGUCGUUAAUUACCGUGCCGGAUGAUGAAUCGUUAUCGACGGACGCACGACUCAGCCGUAUUGUGCAUUUAAACACCACGGUAAAUCUGAACCUGCGGGAGAUCAACGAGCUGACCUGCGAGCGAGCCAAAUUGACAUCCAAGGUGCACGCGGCGAGCAUCGGCGUGAGCGGUCUACCGCAUCUGAGCGUGUCCGAAUUGGCGUUGACGAAACAUCUCGCGAGGGCGCAAGUCCUCGGUGACGGAGGAGGCAAGAAUACGGAGGAGGAUCGACGACGGCUGCGAGAAUUCCGCGAGAUUGGAGUCCUGCUCGACGCGCGUGCCAAAUGGCUGCGGAAGCGCCAUAUAUUCUUCGACUGGAUGACUACAGUGCUUCAGGAGCAUAAAAAAUCCAUGGAAUCGAAUCCGGUUGUAAUCUCUACGCAAGAACUUCUUGCGUUUAGUUCAUUGUUACGUCAUGUAAUUAGAGACAAACUUCGAGAUUCAACAUCUGAAAUAAGUGGUGGACAUGGAAACACGAUCUCAAAUUGUCCGUCUCGUGCAAACAGAAGUCAAUGCGAUAACAUCGAAGCGCAGAAUUGGAUAGACGAUUUGAAUGAGCGUCAGAAUCGCGAGGAAGAAAAUUUUCAACAAAAUAAGGAGCGAUUAGUCGAUGAAUUAAGGGAAAUGUUGAAGUUGAUACCGUCCGUUGUUCACGUCUGAUCAACAUAUGUAUGCUAUUAUAUAUUAUAUUUUGUAGAUGUAUACAUCACAUAAAAAAGUAUUAUUUAUUAU